UUCACCUUGCAAAAGAGAGGUGGGGCUUGUUAGCUUUUUGACCUCUCUUGGCUGCUUUUAUUUAUACUAUACUACUACAGAGCAGAACUAUGGCGACUGGAGAGUCUUGCAGGCCAGCAGCAGAGUCUGUGCCUCUACUGGAGGGGGACAGUGACCCGUUUAAAGGUGUGAUUGUCAAGGAGAGGCAUAUCGGAGAUAUCUCAGUGGAGCAGUUUAGUGAGCGAUUGAAGGCCUCACUGUCAGCAUGGAGGGAGGAGGGUAGGAGAGGGGUGUGGCUACGGAUACCAAUCCACCAAUCAGAUUUCAUCCCUGUGGCCGUAAAGCAAGGGUUUACGUUUCAUCACGCCAAGCCGGCUCACGUGAUGCUCACUCAAUGGCUGCCAGUGAGCGAGGAGAACACCUUGCCCACCUACGCCACACACAAUAUUGGUGUGGGGGGGUUUGUGGUCAACUCUCGUGGGGAGGUCCUACUCAUACAAGAGAAGUGGCUCAGGAACAUCAAGCUCGUUCAUUGGAAGCUACCAGGGGGCGUGGCAGAGUCAGGAGAAAAUAUUUGGCAGACGGCUAUUAGAGAGACCUUUGAAGAGACUGGCAUAAGGUCAGAGUUCGUUUCUAUGCUAUGUUUCCGUCAUAUGCAUGGUUACCUAUGGGGGACGAGCGAUAUCUAUUUUGCGUGUCUCCUUCGACCAAUCAACACAGAGAUCACGAUUAGCCCCUCUGAGAUUGCUGAUGCCAAGUGGAUGGACGUGGAUACAUACAUCGCUGAUCCAGAGACAAUUGCAAUGAAUCGGAUGAUAGCUCAGGCCUACAAGGACGGGCUGGCGAGAGGACUGUUCCUACAGCCCACCCUCUACCCACACUUCCUGGAGGGACGGCCAGACGAAGUCAUAUACUUUAACAAAUCUUGUGACCCACAGACUAUGUCAGCUGAUACCGUAGCUAAGUCACAUGACACAGAUACUAAGUCGAAUAUCUAAUUAAUUAUAUAUAGUCUAUGCAUUAAUUUAUUAGCUCUGAAUUGAAUAAUUAUGUCAAUAUCAAGAGUGGUUAUAAUUACACACGAA
Messenger RNA from Halichondria panicea, 1064 nucleotides. RefSeq lists its product as uncharacterized. The coding region runs from base 90 to 977 and encodes 295 amino acids. Lineage: Eukaryota; Metazoa; Porifera; Demospongiae; Suberitida; Halichondriidae. Gene Ontology annotation, molecular function: NADH pyrophosphatase activity; ADP-ribose diphosphatase activity; NAD binding. The transcript has 6 exons. The record is from RefSeq and is a predicted model, not a curated record.